Messenger RNA from Dendrobium catenatum, 1067 nucleotides. RefSeq names its product desiccation-related protein PCC13-62. Bases 1 to 912 code for a protein of 303 amino acids. Lineage: Eukaryota; Viridiplantae; Streptophyta; Magnoliopsida; Asparagales; Orchidaceae. The transcript has 2 exons. The record is from RefSeq and is a predicted model, not a curated record.
AUGCCUUUCCCCUUCCCAAACUCCACCCUCCUCCUCCUCCUCCUCCUCUUCACUCCCCCCUCCUCCCUCUCCACUCCCUCUCUCCCCUCCGGCGACGUCGACCUCCUCGAAUUCCCCCUCAACCUCGAAUACCUCGAAGCCGAGUUCUUCCUCUGGGCCGCCCUCGGCUACGGCCUCGACCGCGUCGCCCCCAACCUCUCCCUCGGCGGCCCUCCGCCCAUCGGCGUCCGGAAGGCCAAUCUCGACCCCUUCGUUCGCGACAUCGUGACGCAGUUCGGCUAUCAAGAAGUCGGUCACCUGAAAGCCAUCAAGCAGCGCGUCAAAGGUUUUCCGAGGCCGCUGCUUGACUUGAGCGCGAAAAGCUUCGCCACCGUGGUAGACAACGCGUUUGGGAGAACUUUGGAUCCGCCCUUCGAUCCGUACGCCAAUGGGCUCAACUAUCUGCUCGCUUCUUAUAUUAUUCCGUACGUCGGGUUGACGGGUUAUGUGGGUGCGAAUCCUAACCUGCAGAGCUCAGUCGCGAAAAGGCUGGUGGCCGGACUAUUGGGUGUAGAAUCAGCACAAGAUGCGGUGAUCCGCACGCUGCUUUACGAGCAAUUAGACAAAAAGGUUCACCCCUACAAUAUAUCCGUUGCAGAGUUCACCGACAAGAUCUCCGUUCUCCGGAACAAGCUCGGCGGCGCCGGCAUAAAAGACGAGGGGCUUGUUGUGCCGCCGGAGCUCGGCGCAGAAGGGAAGAUUUCCGGCAAUGUGAUCGCCGGCGACGAGAACUCCAUUGCUUAUGCUCGUACGCCGGAGGAGAUACUGAGGAUUGUGUAUGGCACAGGGAACGAGAGCAAGCCGGGUGGGUUCUUUCCCAAAGGAGGUGAUGGGAGGAUUGCAAGGUCGUAUCUUGGGAAGGAAGAGUAUUAGGUGGGAUUGGGAAAAAAAGUUGUGUUAGGGUAUUUGAUGUAAAAUAAGGUAGGAUGGGCUUUAAAAUUCUUUGAUUUGUGCUGAGAUUAGUGCAAUUUAAUAUAUUAUAUAUCGCAUUAAUUUCAAUGUAAAUCAAAUAAUUUUAGAGUUUUAUG